UCCCGACUGCAUCAUCCAGUUUGCUGAAUAUAAAUUUGCAGCGACCUUCAUUUUUGAUCACUCAGCUUGAUUGAUUGUCGAAGUGAUACACCGACAUAGACAAAAUAAGUUAAUAUUCUAUUUUUUUAAACGAAUUGAAAAAUAUCUAUAAAACGACUAGGAGAACAAAAAUGUCGGGUCCUUUCUCGAUGCUGUUGCUUAUGCUGAUUGUUGUGUUACAGCUAGAGCAUCAAGUCCUGGGAUAUUCAUUUUCAGAUCAAUACUUCUCUGGUGAGGGCAAGAAAUUCGGAAAGGAAAAAGUCGCCUUUGCUGUUUCAGGACCAAAAGGAGACGAAGGAACCCCUUUCAUGUACCCCAAACAGCAUAAUAUCUUGUAA
Messenger RNA from Notodromas monacha, 377 nucleotides. NCBI's taxonomy places the organism in Eukaryota, Metazoa, Arthropoda, Ostracoda, Podocopida, Cyprididae. The record is from the annotation of a GenBank genome assembly.